GAAGAACGAAGUAGGGGAAGAGCCGGUGAGUGGAGAAGCGAGACUGAAGAGAGACCGAAAGAUGAAGUUGACUAGAGGAAAAGAGAAUGACAUGAGCCCUGGGUUACAAGGAAAUCUUGACGACGCGAAAGCCCCUGUUUUUCACUCACCAAAUCAUUUUAUUUUUUCCUUAAAAAACAUCCACAUUACUAGGUAGAACAUGAAGAUUCACCUGACCCAUACCUACCAACCAAGUUCACCAACUAAUAACAAAGUCCUCCCCAUUGAUUUUAAGAUCUGCAACAAACGGAUGUCCUAUCCUGGCAAAAUUGUACAACCCUCACGGCACCAUGGCGUCCAAAAAGCUUCCGCAAUCUAUCACUUGCAAAGCUGCGGUGGCCUGGGGGCCUGGGGAGCCUUUGAAGAUGGAAGAAGUCCAAGUAGCACCUCCACAACCUCUUGAAGUGCGCAUCAAAGUUGUAUCCACAUCACUUUGCAGAAGCGACAUCACGUUUUCCGAGGCACAGGGGCACAUUCCACUCUUCCCACGCAUCUUUGGCCAUGAGGCAACAGGGAUUAUUGAAAGUGUUGGAGAAGAUGUAAUCGAUCUACAUGAGGGUGAUCAUGUGCUUACCGUUUUUACUGGAGAAUGCAAGGAGUGUAUGCAUUGUAAAUCUGACAAAAGCAACAUGUGUGAAACAUUAAGAAUGGAAAGAAAAGGUGUCAUGCACAGUGAUCAGAAAACCCGUUUUUCUAUAAAUGGCAAGCCAAUUUAUCACUUCUGUGCAGUUUCAAGCUUUAGCGAGUAUACUGUUGUGCACUCUGGGUGCAUUGUUAAAUUGAGCUCAGAUGUUCCCUUGGGAAAAAUAUGUGUGCUUGGCUGUGGUGUUGCAACAGGAUUUGGAGCUGCCUGGAAAGUAGCUAAUAUUGAGACAGGGUCAACUGUUGUAAUUUUUGGCCUUGGAACAGUAGGCUUAUCUGUGGCUCAAGGUGCAAAAUUAAGAGGGGCAUCUCGGAUAAUUGGUGUUGAUAUAAACCCUGAGAAACAUGAAAGGGGAAAGGCAUUUGGCAUCACUGAAUUUAUUAAUCCCAAUGACUACAAGCAACCAAUUCAACAGGUUCUAAAGGAAAUAACUGCAGGGGGAGCAGAUUAUUGUUUCGAAUGUGUUGGAAAUGUUGACGUGAUACGGAUUGCUUUAGAAUCCUGUUGCGAUGGCUGGGGAAUGGCAGUUGUAGUUGGAGUUCCAAGUGGCAAAAUGGAACUUUCAGCACAUUAUGGCCCACUUCUUAGUGGGCGUACUUUAAAAGGCACAUUACUUGGUGGAUGGAAACCGAGGUCUGAGUUGCCCAUUUUAGUCGACAUGUACAUGAAAAAGGAAAUUCAAGUUGAUGAAUAUGUUACACACGAGUUGCCAUUUUCUGAGAUAAAUAAAGCUUAUGACUUGAUGAGAGAAGGGAAGUGCUUGAGAUGUGUCAUGCAUGUAUUAAAUUGAACAUUUUGGUGAUCAAAAUUCUUGCGAAGGCAAGACUAUGUUUCGUUAGUUGUACAUCUAAUGCAAUUGAGCUAGGGUGUUUUCUUAUGGCAUUCCAUUUCUUACAUAGAGAUAAUGUGUUGAGAUUUCAACACAUUAUGUAAUUUUGUUCUUUGAAAAUGAGUCUUAUACAAUUAAAUAUAGGAAGAUUAUAAAUUUAAAAAACUUUUUAUUCGAUGCC
Molecule: messenger RNA, 1692 nt
Organism: Cryptomeria japonica (Japanese cedar)
Lineage: Eukaryota; Viridiplantae; Streptophyta; Pinopsida; Cupressales; Cupressaceae
Product: alcohol dehydrogenase-like 6
Exons: 10
Coding region: 330-1472 (380 amino acids)
Biological process (GO): formaldehyde catabolic process
Cellular component (GO): cytosol
Molecular function (GO): zinc ion binding; S-(hydroxymethyl)glutathione dehydrogenase [NAD(P)+] activity
Source: RefSeq, a predicted model, not a curated record